AUGUCAGAAGAACUACUGGAUGAAGUCACGUCCAUCAACUCCAUCUACGGCGACAACACGUUAAGUCUCUUGGAGAGCCAGCUGUACAUUCUGGUCCUACCAGCUCAACCGCACAUAUCUCUACGUCUGGGUUUCCCUUCAGACUAUCCAGAUGCGCCCCCGUCUGUUCUCGGCACACAGUCUGUCGGGAGUGAUACGGCCAAAGGCGAAGGCAACCAGGUUGUCGAGGUGGUCCGAGAAGUGCUCGCAGAGGUCUACACUGCGGGAGCCCCAUGCAUUUUCGAUCUCAUCGAGGAAUCCGGUCAGAAACUUCAGCAGCUCGGCCUUGACCAGAGCUCAAAGGACCAGGAACAACAAACUGCUCAAGCGAACGGUCAGGAUGCCCACUCUCACGGCCAGGACUGGGCUGAUUCUGACGGUCAGCAGCCUUUAGAAGAGUUAGGAGACCCUCCCCCAUGGACCUUAUCAGAAGUCAUCACGGAGAAGAAGUCGGUCUUCGUGGCUCGUGCUGCACCUGUAAUUUCAGUCGACGAAGCGAAAGCAUACCUUGCGCACCUACUUGCUACUGACAAGAAAGUUGCCAAAGCUACGCAUAACAUCACUGCAUGGCGAAUUCGAGGCCAGGGCGGCGUGCAGUAUCAAGAUUCCGACGAUGAUGGUGAAACUGCAGCAGGAGGUCGACUUCUUCAUCUGCUCGAGCUAAUGGAUUCCUGGAAUGUCAUGGUAGUGGUGACUCGAUGGUACGGCGGCGUACAUCUUGGUCCUGACCGCUUUCGUCUGAUUAAUCAAUGCGGAAGAGACGCCGUCGUCAAGGCAGGCUUUGGACCGCAAGAGGAAGGCGGUGCAGGCAAGAAGAAAGGCAAAAAAUGA
Molecule: messenger RNA, 870 nt
Organism: Pseudocercospora fijiensis CIRAD86
Lineage: Eukaryota; Fungi; Ascomycota; Dothideomycetes; Mycosphaerellales; Mycosphaerellaceae
Exons: 1
Coding region: 1-870 (289 amino acids)
Biological process (GO): regulation of translational initiation
Cellular component (GO): cytoplasm
Molecular function (GO): protein binding
Source: RefSeq, a predicted model, not a curated record